Molecule: messenger RNA, 4580 nt
Organism: Drosophila ficusphila
Lineage: Eukaryota; Metazoa; Arthropoda; Insecta; Diptera; Drosophilidae
Product: putative fatty acyl-CoA reductase CG5065
Exons: 11
Coding region: 1181-3088 (635 amino acids)
Biological process (GO): long-chain fatty-acyl-CoA metabolic process
Cellular component (GO): peroxisome
Molecular function (GO): alcohol-forming very long-chain fatty acyl-CoA reductase (NADP+) activity
Source: RefSeq, a predicted model, not a curated record
UUUAGUUCAGUUAAAAACGGCCGACGAAGCGGACGCGUCGCUAAAAGAUCACGACUAAAUAUAUUUAUACAUAUAUAUGGUAGAUGGUUAAGAAAAGCAGUUAAAAAAGUUAAGAAAGCGAGCAAAGAACGGUCAACUCUCUCCCGCGGCCGCACUCUCCAUCUCUCUCACGCGCUCCUCCUCUCUCAUCCGCUCGAUUUCUUUGCGCCUGCGCAACGGUCAUUCUUCGCCUUUCCUCUCUUCGCGCUCUCUCGCAAAAGUGAAAAUAUUUGGAGAAAUUUCUUGGGGGCAGCCAAAGAAAAAGAAGAAGAAGAAGCAGAAUUUCGGUCUGGAGUUUUUUAGUGUGUCAGGAGUGGGCAUUGGUAUCGGUAUCAUCGUAUCUUGCCUUGCCUGUAGUGUCAACAAAGAGUUAAAGAAUCGUCUACAAAAAUAGUUUUCCGUUCUGUCGUACUCAGUUUUUUUCCUCGCGAACGACCUUUAAAAACCUCUGCAAGUGCCAAAAGUUGCGAUAUAUUAUAAACCCGAAACCAUAACAAGCCAGUUCGCAAACUCCCCAAUGUCAAUGACCUAAUUUCCGGGUUUCUCAGAAAAUCAAAGUGGGAAAAAUCAAAUCAAGUAAAUGCAAACACGAGCAGCUGCAGCAUCUUCGAUUAAUGCCAAUAGCAUCCGGCUAUAUGUUUGUCUGACAAUUAAGCAGUUCACUCAAGCCUGGAAUUUGUCGUAAAUCGGUCUAGUUCACCCCCACCCAACCCACAGGAUACACCUGAGGACGACUAACCACUCUCCUGCUGAACUUCUUUUGUACAACAACCUACCUAAAGCAACCUCCAGGACAAGCGACUAAUGGAAACAUGGACAGACGCUCAACGGCGACAGAAGGAUAUUCAACUAGCUUUUCGAAGGACUUAAUUGCAUAAAUUUAUAUGAACAAUUCAGCAGCUUCCAAGUAGGAAACAUCAGAGUAAACACUUCCAAACCAAAAUAUUAAAGAGGGCAGAAGGGAGAAGAAACCAGCUAGGAAAACCCCACUGGAAACUCGAGCGCACACUGCAAAUGACAAAGAUUUGCUUCCUAACUUAAGGACUUAACCGCAGGAUAAUAGCAUACAGAAGAAGAGAAACAAAAAACCGAAAGAAAAAAAGAAAGAAAGAGGAAAGCGAGGCAACACAAACAAUCGAACAUGUCACACGCGGCAGCCAACAAAGCGGAAACGGAAGCAGCCCCAAACAGCAGCCUCAAACAGUCCGCAGCCCCCCAGCCCGCAAACAGUCACGAUGCCAAGCUGCUCAACGGCUCCUUGGCCCCCCGAACCAACGGACUAACCAACCACGCCGCCAGCGCGGUGGUGGGCACCUCCUCCUCCUCCGGCUACGGCAUCUCGAGUGCGGCCGGCUCCGGUGCGGGCUCCGGCGGAGCCACCUCAUCCGUCUCCGCCUCCGCAUCCUCGUCCGCGGCGGCCGUGGCAGCGGUGGCGAACUCGACGGCCCUCCCCUUGCCGCCCAGCAGCAACGGCCUCCAGAUGCCCUACGAACGGUUCCGGGCGGACGACGCCAGCUACGUGCCCAUCGCCCAGUUCUACGCGGGUCGCAGCGUCUUCAUCACCGGCGGCACUGGCUUCAUGGGAAAGGUGCUGGUGGAGAAGUUGCUGCGCUCAUGUCCGGACAUAAGGAAUAUAUAUCUACUGAUACGACCGAAACGCGGUCAAGAAGUGUCGGCCCGUCUCACGGAACUACUAAAUGCACCACUCUUCGAAUCACUGCGUCAGGAGAAGCCGAAGGAACUUAGCAAAGUCAUACCGAUUUCGGGCGACAUAACCUCCGAGGAACUGGGUAUUUCAGAAAAAGAUCAGAACCUACUGUGUCGCAAUGUUUCCGUUGUCUUUCAUUCGGCUGCCACUGUGAAAUUCGACGAGAAGCUCAAACUGUCUGUCACAAUCAAUAUGCUGGGCACGAAACGCCUCGUCGAGCUUUGCCAUCGCAUGCUGUCACUGGACGCACUAAUCCAUGUAUCCACUGCCUAUUGCAAUUGCGAUAGAACCGAUGUGUCUGAGGUUAUCUAUGCACCGCCCUACAAUCCCGACGAUAUCAUUUCCCUAAUCAACUGGCUUCCGGAGGAUAUACUCGAUCAGCUGACACCGCGCCUGAUUGGCAAGCGUCCCAAUACGUACACAUUUACAAAAGCCUUAGCGGAGCAUAUGUUACUUAAGGAGGCUGGUAAUCUGCCCGUUGCCAUUGUGAGGCCAUCGAUUGUGACUGCCAGCCUGAAUGAGCCGUUUGCCGGAUGGGUGGACAACUUCAAUGGGCCAACGGGCCUGGUUUCGGCGUUGGCCAAGGGCAUGUUCCGCACGAUGAUGUGCGAGAAGAACUAUGUGGCCGAUAUGGUACCUGUCGAUAUUGUGAUUAACCUGAUGAUUGCCGCCGCCUGGCGCACAGCGACCCGCAAGUCCAACAACCUACUCAUCUACAAUUGUUGCACCGGUCAGCGCAAUCCCAUCAUUUGGUCGGAGUUUGUCAAACACGCCAUGACGAGUGUGCGCAAGCAUCCCCUGGAGGGCUGCCUGUGGUAUCCGACUGGCGACCUGCGCAUGAACCGCCCCAUGAACACGCUGAACUGUAUAGCCAAGCACUUUCUGCCGGCCUACAUUCUGGACGGAGUGGCAAGAAUCAUGGGCAAGAAGCCAUUCGUUGUCAACGUACAAAACAAAAUUGCCAAAGCUGUGGAAUGCCUGGAGUACUUUGCCACACGCCAAUGGCGCUUCAAGGACGACAACGUCCACGCCCUGCUGAACACACUGAGUCCCAAGGAUCGCGAGAUCUUCGUCUUCGACGUUCGCCACAUCAACUGGGACAAGUACGUGGAGCGCUACGUUCUCGGCUUCAGGGAGUUCCUGUUCAAGCAGCGGCCCGAGUCGCUGCCGGCCAGCAGAAAGCGCAUGCUCAGGCUCUACUAUCUGCAUCAGCUGACCAAACUGGUGGCGGUGCUGCUCACCUGGCGCUUCCUGAUGUCGCGCUCGAAGCGCCUGAACGACUUGUGGAGCUCCUUCCUGGAGAACGCGCUGCGGAUGGCGCGCUUGAUACCCUUUUUGUAAUUAAGUGCGGAGGGCGACCGGCGUGGAAGCUAGGAGACAGCAGCCGCGGACAUAUGUAUAUGUGCUGGGAUCUGGCAGGAUCUGCGAUGUUCUUCUUCUUUGCGAUUUCUAAAUGCUUUAACAUGGCGUAAAUUUUAGAGGUUUUUAGCAAAUAGUUAUAUUCAUAUUUUUUAUAUAUGUUACAAUGAGUAAACAGCAGAAGCCACAAUACAUCAUCCAACAACCACGACGCGCGGAGCAUUAGCUAACUAACAGAUAAAAAGGAAAGAUAUUGACAUUAACGCAAUGGGGUAAUCAAAUGGCAUCCAUCACAUUAUUCAGAUGCAAUUGUAGUUCAGGUGUCGGUUGUUGUCUCCACUUAUCUCUCUCCUUCUGCGGGAUUGUAAAGUUUUGUGAAAUAAUUUAAACGCGCAAGGAGAAAGCCCAAAGUAGAAGUGAAUUCCACCUUUUUGCAUAAAGAGAUUGGGGAUCGAGUGAAUUUAUGGUCGGGAUUCAUCGAUAAUGAAGCAAUUUGCAUGAAUUAAUACAUACAAAACCAACUAUACAAAAAGAACUUUGAAGACAUACAAAAGCGAUUAAUUCAGCAAUGAUUAGUAAAGAGAAUAAAUGAAAUUAUAAGAAAUGGCUUGUUAUUGCUUUAAAAAUUACAUAAACGUAACGUAAACUAUGCUAAUUAAUUAAUAUUAAUUAUAAAUAUUAUUACGUAACGAGCGAACAUUGCAUAUAAAUAAUACGACAAACAAAAACCAACAUUAUUUAUAAUUGAAUGUAGUUUUAACAUUUUUACAUUUACAAUUAAGUUUUCAAUUUAUAUAAAACAAAGCAGAAGGAGCGGAAUUAUAUACGACAGGAGACAAAAAUUCAGAUAUACAAAAUUCAAUUUAUGUAUAUGUAUAUGACAAAAAACGAAAACACAAGCAAAAAACUACAAAAAAAUCAUAAUGAUAAUAAAUUAAUGAAAACAAAAAAUUAUAUUUAUAUAUAAACAUCAGAAACAUAAUUUCUUAGCAUUUGCAGCCUAAAAACUAAAUCUAAGCGUAGCCAGAAAUGGAGUUUCCAAAAAAUAACAAACUAUGAAUGAAGUUUUUUGUGAGAAACGCAAUUAGAGAAACAUGAUUAUGAAAUUUAUAUUUAAAUGCGAUAAAUUAAAAAAAAAAAAAACAAAACUAAAACCUAUACAAACAAAACAAACAAACAAAAACACACAGAAACCAAGACACAUAUAGUAAGAACAUUCCAUCCAGUCAGUAGGAAAUCGGGUCAUCAACCAACUCUUCCUCCACUUUGGACUUUUGCUUCCCGUCUCGUUUGAUCGAUAUGGGCCAGGUAAUAUUGGCCGGGUUACGGCCAGGAUAUAGUUCGUUCUCGGGUUCGUUUUCGUGCAAUUAUUAAAUAUCUUAUGUUAUGCCUAGAAUUUAUUAUGUUUUAUUUCUAAAUCGAUUUGUAAAUUGCAGUGCAUCAAUAAAAUACACUUCCAAAAUAAUAAUACAAA